Molecule: messenger RNA, 713 nt
Organism: Podarcis muralis (Common wall lizard)
Lineage: Eukaryota; Metazoa; Chordata; Lepidosauria; Squamata; Lacertidae
Source: RefSeq, a predicted model, not a curated record
UGAGAAGGGAGGUCCCUGUCAAGAGAAUGGCCAAGAUCUCCUCAGGCGAGGAUGAAAGGGGAGGCAGGGAAAAGCAAAGAGCCCCUGAAAACACCCCCACACUCGGGAAGAAGUUGUCGGCCAAACCCCUGCGCGGAAGUGUAUCUGCAGGAAGACGGAUGUCUGCCAAGGUCUCCCCUGGUCCCCUCCUCUCCAAACCCCCCAUGCAGGUGAAAGAAGGCUCCCUGGUGGUCAGGUGGCUGAGAUUAGUGUCCGGGCUCCAGUUGUGUUCAUUCCUGAUAGAUAUUGUGGCCUGGAUUAUGUGCAUUGCCUCAACAGCCGUUGUCAACUGGCGAGUGUGGAGUGUGGAAAACAUCAAGGGAAUCGGCUCUGGAAACAUCUGGAUUGGAAUCUGGCAGGUCUGCUUUUGGAAAGACCCUUCUAACGACGGAAACUCUUUUUGGCAUUGCGAAGAUCUCAAUGAGCAGCAUCCAAGCCUCCCAAGGGAAAUUUUUAUUGCACAGGACUUAAUGGCAUUAGCUUCCAUUAUGAAUUCAGCGGCCCUUGGAUUGAUUUCAUUUGCCUUGUAUAAUGUGUUCGAGCCCAGAAAACAUAAGAAUUUUGUGUUAACCUUUUUUAGGCUUGCAGCUUUCCUGAACUUAGUUGCAGGGAUACUCGUCCUGAUUUCUGUGGUAUGGAACAUGAAUGAGGGGAUCAAGAAGGGUCAGAAGUGA